Molecule: messenger RNA, 3360 nt
Organism: Diachasma alloeum
Lineage: Eukaryota; Metazoa; Arthropoda; Insecta; Hymenoptera; Braconidae
Product: chaoptin-like
Exons: 3
Coding region: 1-3360 (1119 amino acids)
Molecular function (GO): protein binding
Source: RefSeq, a predicted model, not a curated record
AUGGAUUCCGUCAUGGCGUUCACGGCUGGAUCGCUGAAAAAUCUCAAAGUGCUGCAUGUAGAUCAUAAUCCAUUGAAGAAGGUAUGUGGAAUGGCGGCUUGUCGCCGAGGAAUAUGGUUGGGUGAUGCAAUCAAUCUGCAAGAGUUGUCAUUAUCUUUUGCUAAUCUGUCCAUAUUGGAGAACAACGCAAUGGAGAAUCUGACGAGUUUGAAAUACUUGGAUAUAUCGAAUAAUGAAUUAUCGAAAAUUCCUGAAUGGUCCUUCAAAAAUCUGAUCAGUCUCCUGGUCCUCAAAUUGGAUGGCAAUGCAUUGACAGAUAUUCCAGAUCUAGGUAAUUUGGAAAAAUUGGAAGAAUUGAAUUUGAGUUGCAACGCACUUCAUGAUAUCACUCAGCAAACUUUCUGCAAGUUGAUAAAUUUGAAACAUCUUGAUUUGUCGCACAAUGAGAUCACUGAGAUGCCAUCUGGGGUCUUCGAUAUGCUGGCGUCAUUGGCAACAUUAGAUCUCUCGUGGAACAAGCUCAUAAAACUUCCGCAAUAUUUGUUCGUUGCAAGAAGUGACCGAGGGUUCGUCGGAAAUUCGAUGAACUUGGAACGCCUGAAUCUAUCGCAUAAUGAAUUAUCAGAAAUUCCUCAGCGAGUUUUCCAAAAUCUGACGAGUCUGGUGGUUCUCAAAUUGGACAAUAAUAAGUUGCUAGAUAUUCCGGAUUUAUGCAAUUUGAAAAAAUUGAGGGAAGUAAAUUUGAGUGGCAAUGCAUUUUACGAUAUCAAUCAGCAAACCUUCUGUAACUUGACAAAUUUGAAAUAUAUUGAUUUGUCGCAUAACGAGAUAGCUGACAUAAGACAUGGAGUCUUUGAUACGCUGGCGCCAUUAACAACAUUGGACCUUUCGUGGAACAAGAUCAAAAAACUUCGGCGAAAUUGGUUUAACCCCGGAAGUGACCAAGUGCCUGUUGAACAUCCGAUGAAUCUUGAAUACCUGGAUUUAUCAAAUAACAAUAUGCGGAAAAUUCCUCGGUGGGCUUUCCAAAAUGUGACGAGCCUCGUGAUUCUCAAACUCAAUAAUAAUGUAUUGAAAGAUAUUCCAAAUUUAUGCAGCUUAAAAAAAAUGGAAGAAUUCAAUUUCAGUCAUAAUGAUCUUCAAAAUAUCUCUCAGAACACCUUUUGUGACUUGCUAAAUUUGAGACAUAUUGAUUUGGCGCAUAAUCAGAUCAAUAAGAUAACACCUGAAGUCGUCGAUAUACAGAGAGUAUCAAGAAGUGAUCAAACGCCUUUCGCGAAUCUGACAAACUUGGAAUAUCUAGAUAUAUCGAAUAACAACUUAUCGAGAAUUCCUCGGCAAGCAUUUGAAAAUCUGACGAGCCUCUUGAUUCUCAAAUUGGGUAAUAAUGAAUUGAAAAAUAUUCCACGUCUAUGCCAUUUGAGAAAAUUGGAAAAAUUGAAUUUGAGUGGCAAUGCACUUCAUGAUAUCAGUCAGCGGACCUUCUGUAACUCGACAAAUUUGACACAUAUUGAUUUUUCGCAUAACGAGAUCGCCGAGAUAAUACCUGGAGUCUUUGAUAAGCUGUCGUCAUUAACAACAUUGGAUCUCUCGUGGAAUAAACUCAUAAAUGUUACAAAAGUCGGCGAUUCCGGAGCUCUUCAACAUCUGAAAUACUUGAAUUUGGCUGGGAACGUGCUGCCGGUCAAUCUUUUAUCGUUUUUCACAUCUCCAUCUGUAGAAACUCUGGUUCUCGAUGAAACCAUUGCUGGAAUUCAGCUCCCCCGAAAUACAUCUGCGGACGACGUAAGUAUAAUUUUGGAAAAUUCACCUUACAUUCCCACCAUGCAGUCUCAGUCAAUGGAAAGAACAAAUAUUACCUACGCCCUGAAAAUUGAACAGAAAUUUCCACAACUCAGACACUUAUAUUUACGCAAAAAUAAUUUGGAAUCAAUGUGGAUUCCGUCAUGGUCAGACAUUCUUCCCAAAAUCACUCAUCUUUAUUUGAGCAACAACAACCUUACAUCCACAAGUUUUUUAUCGACAUUUCCAGAGACACUGACUCAUUUAUAUCUUGAUAAAAAUCGUCUGCAGACGUUUAUGACUGGAUGGCUGAUGAAUCUCAGAGUGCUCCACCUAGAUCAUAAUUCAUUGGGCCAAGUGUGUGCUAGCGAAUUUUGUACUCAAGGAGUACAGUUGAGGACGGCAACUCAUCUGCAGGAGUUAUCAAUAUCUUUUGCCAACAUAUCCAAAUUGGGAAUAGACUCAAUGGAUAAUCAGAUAUAUCUGGAAUAUUUGAAUUUAUCGAACAAUAACAUAUCGAGAAUUUUGCAGAGGGUUUUCAAAUAUGUAGAGAGUCUAAAGAUUCUCAAAUUGGACUAUAAUGUACUGACAGAGAUUCCAAUUCUAAGCACUUUGAAAAAAUUGGAAACAUUGAAUUUGAGUUGCAAUGCAAUCCAUAAUGUCGGUCAGAAAAUUUUCAUCGACUUGCCAAAUUUAAAACAUAUUGAUUUGUCAUACAAUAAGAUCACACACAUAAAACCUGAAGCCUUCGACAUGCUGCCCUCAUUAACAACAUUGAAUAUCUCGUCGAACCAGCUCACUGAACUUCCCUCAUAUUGGAUUUUUCCAAGAAUUCAACGAGGGCCUAGUGAAAAUUCAGUGGACUUGAAAAAUCCAGACACAUCGAAUGUGUCCACAGAAAUUCCUUUUGGCCUGAAGGUUCUCAAUUUGGCGAAUAAUUCAUUCACGGAUAUCCCUGAUUUACGCAAUUUCAAGAAGUUGGAAGAAUUAGAUGUGAGUCACAACGCACUUCGGAAUAUCAUUCAGCAAACUUUUCGCAACUUGACACAUUUGAGACAUGUUAAUUUGUCUCAUAAUGGGAUAGCUGCGAUAAGACUUGAAGUUUUUGAGAUGCUACCGUCAUUAACAACACUGGAUUUAUCAUGGAACAGAUACAAAAAAUGGCUAUCAUCGCAGGUGUCCUCGAAAAUUCGUCUUGCUCUCAAGGUUCUCAAAUUGGAGCAUAAUGGAUUGAUGGCUAUUCCCGAUCUAUGCCAUUUCGACAAUUUGGAAGAAUUAGAUUUGAGUCACAAUGCAGUACAGAGUAUCCGUCAGCAAAACUUCUGUAACUUGAAACAUUUGAAACAUAUUGAUUUGUCAAAUAAUAAGAUAGUUGAGAUAAAGAGUGACAUCUUCGAGAUGCUGCCGUCAUUAAGAACAGUGGAUGUAUCAUGGAACAAGCUCAGAAAAAUAGUACCCCGGCAAUUUGCUCAAAGAAGGUCCAAUUCGCUCGAUGUAUCUAUCAAGCUUAGAGAAAAAUUCUUGUCAAGUUUAAACAUUUUUCGACCCAAAUUUAUUCUCAAUAAUGUAACAAAUUGA